Plasmodium knowlesi strain H is the source of this 1677-nucleotide messenger RNA. RefSeq lists its product as uncharacterized. The record is from RefSeq and is a predicted model, not a curated record. The transcript has 2 exons. Gene Ontology annotation, cellular component: mitochondrion. Gene Ontology annotation, molecular function: hydro-lyase activity. The coding region runs from base 1 to 1677 and encodes 558 amino acids. NCBI's taxonomy places the organism in Eukaryota, Apicomplexa, Aconoidasida, Haemosporida, Plasmodiidae.
AUGCAGCACAAUGCAGUUUACCGCACAUUUGACCCCUCACAAUAUUUCCCCAAAAUGUGGCACUCUAAGUGUAACCACCUGGUGAAGGGUAACAAACUUAAACACCUCACCACAAGCGCCAGUGCUCACUGUUGCCCUUAUUUGCCCGCCAAGGGAUGCCCUACCUGGAGGGCAGACAGAAAGCUAAUCCGAACGUCCAUCUUCAAAGAUGAUGACAUAUACAUGGACCCUCUCCAAAUUCACAACGAAGAGCCGAACAAAACAAACUACCUGAACAGAGCAUCACCAAACGAGUGCAUAUACACCCGGAAUAACGUAGGAAUGAACGCAAUCCUCAUAAACAAAAAAUACAUGGACCUAAAAUGCAUUAACCAGUUGUAUAGGGAGCUACUUAAUGGAGAAAUCAACUUCACGAAAAGGUUCACCUUCCUCACGUCCAUCAGUAACGAUUCCUUAACACAUGGUUACAAUUUAAUGGACCUUUUGAAAAUCUUGGAAGUGUAUCAGAAAGGGAAAAACAACAGAUAUGCAGAUGUUUUCAAGAAAAUUAUGUAUAACAUUAAUGAAUUAAGUUACCUGAUCUUUUCAUAUAGAAAGCCACUCAUAGUCUACUGUAACGGCAGCGUUAGAGGUUCUGGAGGGUUCAUACCCUUCUUGGCCAACAAUAGCGCCUCAUAUUUUCACUCGUCCUAUGCCUACACGAACUUGAAGUAUUCUUUUUUACCUUAUGGUGGCAUCUCCUACGUGCUAGCCAAUUUGAGAGGAUCCAUUGGAUUUUACUUAGCACUCACAGGCGAAGUAAUAAAAUCGGCGGACCUUAUGUGGUGCGGUUUGACAAAAAGGUGGAUAGCAGAAGACUGUCUAGAGCUGAUGGAACUCACAUCAGAAUCGCAACUGGAGGUGUCCGAACAAGAUGCCAACCUUCUCUUGGAAGAGCAUUUUUUGAAAGUCCCCAAAAUGUAUACCUUAAAAAAUUACGAAGAAAUAAUUCACGACCAUUUUAAGUACCCAUCCCUCAUGCAAAUUAUGGCCAAGCUAGAUGCAUCUAGGAAGAAAAACCAUCCUGAUGAACGGGUUCGCCUCUGGGCAGAAAAAACAUACCAACAAAUCCUUGCACAACCUCCUAUAGCGGCACAUCUAACAUUUGAAAUUAUGAACCUACUUAGAACCCACAAAAUGGAGCUACUCAAAAAAGCACAAGUCACAAAAAAUAUAUACAACCAGAUGACACAAAAUAGUUACAAGGUAGUCCCAACGACCAAGGAAGAAGUAAGCUUAGCUGAACUCAAGUUCACCAUUGAUUCGGAGCUCCUUACAAAAGCAUUAAACCUUGAAACGAAUGCUAUAGCCAACUUCAUUUCAUGUCCAGACGUUCUCAAUGGAAUAACCUCCUAUUUGGUUAAAGACACGGAUCACUCCUUCAAAUGCACCUACCUCAAUAACUCUCUUCUUGAGACCAAGAAGGACAUCAUCCAUUACUUCCUCUUUUACAAAAAUGAUUACGAGUUUGCUAUACAUGACAGACCCGACAUAAGCUUCUCCAGCUUGAGUGCUCUCGAUCGAUGCAACCAGCCUUUUGGUGCACGCGACCGACAUUUUUACGCAGAGCAGAGCAAACGAUGGAGCGACGACUACCUGAAGGAUCAGCUGAAUGAGAUUAACAAACUAGCCCUAUGA